Molecule: messenger RNA, 667 nt
Organism: Paramecium sonneborni
Lineage: Eukaryota; Ciliophora; Oligohymenophorea; Peniculida; Parameciidae
Source: the annotation of a GenBank genome assembly
UAAUUUUGUAAGAUAAAUGGAUCAGGGAUGGGAAGUAAGUGAAGAACACUACUUAGAACAUUUAAUGUAAAAUCCUCUAUUUUUGAAGAGAUAGGGAUCUUAAUAAAUUGAUAAGCCAUCUAUUUUGGCAUCUUAAGAAUCCCCUAAAACAAGAAUGAGAUUUCGAACAACAUCUAUGCCGAAAUUAGAUGAGAGCAGUAAGCCUAAUUCUCCAAAUAAGAAACCAGUUAUAGAACCAUAAAUAAAAGUAGAAUCGCAGAUAAAAUAAUAGCAAUCUUCAAUAAUUUUCAAAACACCUAUAAGAUAACAAAAAUUUUAAUUAUAUCCCUAAAAGAUAUCUUUGAGAUCUACGUUAUUUCAAACUCCAUUUGAUGAAAGUACUCCUAUAAAAUUGGGAAGAACACUUUAACCAAGGCAAUUUAAUCCUGUAUUAUAGAAUAUGAAUGAUAUUCAUUACAAUGGAAUGAAAGGAUAAACUAGAUCAGUAAAGAGUGCUUCAAUGAGCAAUCUUUUAAACAAUGAAGAACGAGCAAUAUAGAGAAAAAAAAUAGAAGAUUUUGUCUUUAAAAUAAGACCAUAAAGAAAUGCUAGUAUUCUUUAUGUAAACUCUUAGAGUUCAUUAUAGACUACUACUGAUGAUAUUGUACUUAGAAAAAUUCAAAAAUGA